Molecule: messenger RNA, 1544 nt
Organism: Macrosteles quadrilineatus (aster leafhopper)
Lineage: Eukaryota; Metazoa; Arthropoda; Insecta; Hemiptera; Cicadellidae
Gene: TRAM
Product: translocating chain-associated membrane protein 1
Exons: 9
Coding region: 150-1373 (407 amino acids)
Biological process (GO): SRP-dependent cotranslational protein targeting to membrane, translocation; protein insertion into ER membrane
Cellular component (GO): endoplasmic reticulum membrane
Source: RefSeq, a predicted model, not a curated record
CACCAACAGUUGGAUUUUGGAUUGUUGUCUGACGUUUCAUCCUCAGCUCGACUUUCUUUCCUUCUUUCGGUGAAAUCUUUGAAUGAUACACCGCGUUCCCCUCUUAAGUUAAAUCGGUUUUUACAUUUUCUUGAGUUUAAACUCUACAAAUGGCGUUAAAAGGAAGAAAGUCCUCAACCAAAAACCCACCGUUUUUCAGUCAUGAAUUUGUAAUACAAAAUCAUGCUGAUAUUGUAUCAUGUUUUGCUAUGAUAUUUGUAGUUGGAUUGAUGGUCCAGGUUACGUCGCCUUUGGCUUAUAUGUUCAUUGCCGUCCACCACAAUGUUAGUUCUGAACAGCAGUCUGCAGAAACCCCAGAUGUCACUCGCUUCACCUACGGAUACAAAGAUAUUUGUGCUGUCUUCUUUUACUUCCUCAUCUGUAUUGUCAUGCAUGCAAUAAUCCAGGAAUAUGUUUUGGAUAAAAUCAGCAGGAAGCUCCAUUUGUCCAAAGUGAAGCAUAGCAAGUUCAAUGAAUCUGGACAGCUGUUGGUGUUUUAUGUGAUGUCAGUACUUUGGGGAGGAGAUGCCAUUCUAAAGGAAAACCUGGUUUUGAACAUUUCGUCUCUAUGGGAAGGGUACCCACACAAUGAAAUGACUUUUAUGUUUAAAUUCUUCUUCAUCAUUCAAAUGUCUUACUGGCUUCAUUGCUACCCAGAGCUUUACUUCCAAAGGACCAAACGUGAGGAAAUGUUCCCUAGAGUUCUGUACGCUACUGUCGGCUUGGUCUACGUCGCUGCAGGCUACUUGCUCAACUUCAACCGUGUCGCCAUCUGUCUUCUGGUUAUCCAUUACUUUUCUGAGGCACUGUUCCACGUUGCCAGACUCGUUGACUUUGUCGACAAAGAGGAAAAGGGCAGCAAAGCUGGCUACUUGGUGUCUGACGUAUUUUUUGUGUUGGCUCGUCUGGCGUCCAUCAUUCUGUCAGUGUUGACCUUCUGGUACGGACUGUCCCUCAGCGACACCCAGGGCCUAGACCUGGCCGAUGGAAACUUCAACAUCCCGCCCAUCAGGCUCUUUGCUCUCGGCGCUGUUUGUCUGCUACAGGCAUAUCUCAUGUUCCACUUCAUCACUGACAAGUUGCGUCAGCUGAGAGAACAAGCCCCGUCUGUGCAAACCCGCAAACUCCCUGCCAAGAAGACUGUGCCCAAGAAGAAGAAGGAUGAAUCUUCCAGCAGUCUGGUAGGCACACUCUUGGGAAAACUAUUUGGAACCAAACCCAAAAAAGCCAAGGCCAAGGCUAACUCCGCCAUUGACGACACAUUCAACGAGAUGACCGAAGUCGACCAGAACACCAAGAAGAGUCUGAGAUCCAGAACCGUCAAGACAAAGUAAAUGUGCUCAAUUUGCACAAUCAUUGCUGUCUAAUGCAUAAAUUUGAAUUCUUUUACAUUCAAUUUUGUUAAGACUUACUUAAUUUAUUUUUGAAAAAACUUUUACAUUUUUUUAUUGAUUUAUUGAGGUUGUAUAUUGAGGUCUUGAAAUAAAGUCGGUGUGUAUGGUGGA